Microplitis demolitor is the source of this 1795-nucleotide messenger RNA. It is a transcript of the gene spict, whose product is annotated as magnesium transporter NIPA2. Gene Ontology annotation, biological process: magnesium ion transport. Gene Ontology annotation, molecular function: magnesium ion transmembrane transporter activity. Lineage: Eukaryota; Metazoa; Arthropoda; Insecta; Hymenoptera; Braconidae. Gene Ontology annotation, cellular component: membrane. The record is from RefSeq and is a predicted model, not a curated record. Bases 205 to 1299 code for a protein of 364 amino acids. The transcript is spliced from 4 exons.
UGUUUAUAAUACAUAAAUGAUUUUUAUUUAUAUUGUUUAUUUUUAAAUUAACUUUAGUAAGAAUUAGAAACAAAAGUCGAAAUUUUAUCGUUAAAUUUAAUGACAAUAAUAAUAAAGAGACAAAUAUAUUUUACUAGACAUUUAAAUUUAAAAAAACAAAAUAAAUAAUUAUUUUUAAAAAUGUUGUAAUAAUGUAAACAUAUUAUGGAUUAUCGUUCAAGUUGGGAAUUUAAUGUCGGAUUAUUAUUAGCUAUAAGUUCUAAUUUAUUUAUUGGUGCAAGUUUUAUAAUUAAAAAAAAAGCAUUGUUGAAAUUGCAAAAAUAUGGAGUACGUGCUGGUGAAGGAGGUCAUGGGUAUCUACGUCAAUUUACAUGGUGGUCUGGUCUUUUAACAAUGGGUAUUGGCGAAGCUGCUAAUUUUGUAGCUUAUGCAUUUGCACCAGCUUCUGUAGUAACAUCUUUAGGAGCACUUAGCAUAGUUGUAACAGCAAUAUUAUCAUCAAAGUAUCUUAAUGAAAAAAUCAACUUGCUUGGAAAGCUAGGAUGCAUUUUGUGUAUGCUAGGUACGACAAUAAUUGUCAUAAAUGCGCCAAAAGAUGAACAAUUUGAAACAUUUCAAGAAUUAAUUGAAAAAUUAUAUAAUAAAAAUUUUAUAAUAUAUAUUAUUAUUAUUAUAACAAUAAAUUUAUAUUUAAUAUUUUAUUGUGUACCAGUAACUACAACUGGUCAUAAUAAUAUUAUUAUUUAUAUUUUUAUUUGUUCAUCUUUUGGUUCAUUGACAGUCGUCAGCUGUAAAGGAUUAGGACGAGCAAUAUUGGAUUCGAUUUAUUAUGAAGUUAAUGAAAUGGAAAAUUGGAUUACGUGGUUAUUUUUACUAUCAAUAAUUGUGUGUAUUAUGAUACAAAUGAAUUAUUUAAACAAAGCAUUAGAUUUGUUUAACACCGCUGUUGUCACUCCGAUUUAUUAUGUCGGAUUUACGAGCUUUGUAAUAAUUGCCACAAGUAUUAUCUUCGAAGAAUGGAAGCAUAUGAACUUACAAAAUAUUGUUUGUAAUUUUUGUGGAUUUUUGGUUAUCAUUACUGCGAUAUUUUUACUAAAUGCGUUCAAAGAUUUAAAUAUAACUUAUAGAGACAUUAAACAAUUAUCGAUUACAAAUAAUAUUCGGCGUGAUUAUUCCAGUAAUGGAAAAAAUAUUGAUAAUGAUAAUAAUGUUUUCGAAUUAUUAUUAAAUACGUGUAAUUAUGCUAGCUCGUGUACCUGUUGUAUUAAAUGUACGAAAGAAAAAGAAAAUGUUAUUUAGAUAACAUUUUAUUCUUUAACUCGAGAAAAUUUUUUAAAUUUUAUUUUAAAAUAGCAAAUAAAUUAGGGAAUUGACUGAUAGAUUUUCCCGUUUAUUUUUAUUUUAUAAUUAUUAUGAUAAUAAGUACGGGUAAAAAAAUUAUGUAGAUUUAUUUUAGACAAAUGUAACUAGUAUUUGUCUAUUUGGUUGUUUAGAGGUAAACAGUACCUCCAUUUUAAAUCUAAAUCUAUGUUUGUAUGUUACACACUUGUGCAAUCAUGGAAAAAAAAAAAACAUUUAUAUAAUUUUUUUUUUUAAACAUAUCAAUAAUUUUCAACUUUAAUAUAACAGUAACAAAAUGUACAAGUAUUUAAAUGUGCUAACAAUAAUUAUUACUUGAAAAUUGAUAUUUAUAUUCUGACUAGUCGAUUUUAGUUUUUUUUUGUAAUAUAAAUAAUUGUGAAUAUAAUAAUAUUAACAUAUUUAUGUUUUGUGUUUGUAAUUUUAAACAAAUGGA